UAUUGACAGCUGCUUGAUAUAUAUAAAAUAUAUGGAAACGAGUGGCGCCUAACUUUUUUAAAGUUUUCAUUUUAAUUAUCUCGAAAUGAAGGAAGCUCUAAAUCCUGUCAAAUUCGGUUUUUUGGAACGAUAUUUGUGGGUGAACAGAAUGUCCGAUUAAAGAAUGGAAAAAAAAAUUCAACAGUUCGAUCUCGAUAGUUGUACCUAGCGUUUCCACUGUUUUUUUGUGACUCUCGCUUCUUGAGAUCAUCGCGACACAAAAUGACGAGUUGAUGUGUCCGCGUCGAGCGUCAAGUAAGUAAGAAAAAAAAAACUCGCGAAGGACUACAUAAAUGCUCUGCUUCGCACCGCAUUAAAAACUCGCGCAUGACCACAUAAAUGCGGUGCGAAGCACAGCAUUAAAAGCGAAGCAUAGAAAGAAAAGAAAGAAUGCGAUGCGGCUUAUCUAUAGCUCGAAUAUAUCCGAAAAAAAGUAUACAACAUAUAUUCUAACACCGUCUGUAUGUACAGAAAAAUCUUUAAAAUGUUUCACAGAACGCUUCUACCAAUUCGAUAUCAUCCAUUGUACAUGAAAUGAAUGUUUCUUUCUCGAGAUAUUGAUUAUUCAUGAAAGCUCAAUUUUUUGGAAUAAAUCUGUCACAAGCAACUACUAGUUUUUGAACACGCGAUAUUUCGAGAAAGAAACAUUCGUUUCUAGUAAAACUUUCAGAAUAUUCUAAGGCUGAUUAGAUCUAUCGGUGGGUACAAUUCCAUUUUCUUGUGAAUACCUACGAAUAGGUCAAAAAUUCAGUAAAACAGUCAUUAUUUCUGAUCAAUUGACCAUAGGCACGAAUUCUUCCAGGAUUUUCUUCUUCUCACUGAGUCCUAUUCAUAGCCAAAAUAUUGAGUCGAACGGCGUCCGACUGUUGAGAAUGUUUUCUCGUAAGCCAAUAGACAAGGUAUUUAAAGGAGAUACACCAUUUGAUGAGAUGAGUACUGCAGAUCAGGAUUUAUCCUCUGCAAUGACCCUUUUGUUCAUCAUUAGUUUACUCACUACUUUUGUCAACACUUCGUCCUCUCAAAAGCGCAUUGAUGAUAUUCGUCAUAUCAAAAUAGAUAUAAUAGUACAGAGUCAGUGACAAGAAAAUAUCACGUUAUAAACAAUAAAAUUGAUCUUGUUUCUACUUUUUUUGUGUUUAACAGGUAAGAAUUAUGAACUCCUCGACGUUCCUGGUUUUGAUUCUCCCAUCAAAGAACAUCGUGAUGCUGGUCUACAAGCUAUAAAAACAGCUGACGCUUUUCUUUUCCUUACCAAUGGUCAACAACCAAGUCUGACUCAGCCACAAAUUCGUCUUCUUCAUGAAAUUCAAGAAAAUCACUUCGAAGCAAUGCAACGUGCAUUUGGUAUUAUCACAAAACUCGAUCUUUGUCAAACUCCAGCAACUUAUCAAGACCAUUAUGAUAAAGCUUUUAAUGAACUCAUUGAGAAAAACUUUAAACCAGAACAUAUUUAUGUUGCUUGUCCACGAUUACAGAUUCUCGACAAAAAUACUGAAGAAUUUCGUAUUAUCAAUCGUAAAAUACAUAAUUUUAGUGAUGAUUUAGCGCAAGGAUUUGAACGAAGUCAACACGGUCUUGAAAAAUUUAUCGAAUAUGAACUGCCUAAAACACAUUUGAAACAGCUAACUGAUUUGGGAAGAAUGCGAUUGGUUCGACAUGUGUUAGAAGCCCUUGAUAAAAUCAAAGAAAAACAACUUUUGCCGCAAAAUUUGGAUAUCUCAAUUGAUGAAUAUAUUAAACAGCAAAACAUCGAAAACUGGGAUCAAGUUUACUACAAACAUAUCUUUCAGCCUACUUUUGCUAAAGCGAACCAUUGGCAUACAACAACUAUUACCAAAGAACGUACAAAAUUUAUCGAUGAUGUCAAACUUAAAUUUCAUAACUCUUUUGUCGAUCUUACUAAAGAUUUUCUUAAAGAAAUACAUCAAAUUGAACAAUUGAUGCUUGAAACACAUGGUUAUACAGUACUUCAAUUAAAUGCACAUCCAAUUGACAAUAAAAU
This is a messenger RNA of Rotaria sp. Silwood2, 2041 nucleotides long. Lineage: Eukaryota; Metazoa; Rotifera; Eurotatoria; Philodinida; Philodinidae. The record is from the annotation of a GenBank genome assembly.